Messenger RNA from Aphis gossypii (cotton aphid), 970 nucleotides. Its product is annotated as ovomucoid-like. NCBI's taxonomy places the organism in Eukaryota, Metazoa, Arthropoda, Insecta, Hemiptera, Aphididae. The transcript has 3 exons. The record is from RefSeq and is a predicted model, not a curated record. Bases 138 to 461 code for a protein of 107 amino acids. Gene Ontology annotation, molecular function: protein binding.
GGUAGGAGAAUCGUCUAUAUAAGAGAGCUGCACUCCAUCGUCCUGUGAACAAAACGCUUGUUUCCGAGUUCACGAUACACAAUAAUUGUUAUUAUCAUCACUAUAAACAAGUUUAUAAAACGAAAAACGAAUACAUCAUGAAAUCUUUAACGCUAUUUUUGUUUCUUGGUUUGACCGUCGCGUUGGUGUCAGUGAAUGGAAGCCCGGCCGGCGACAAGAAGAUAGGCACCAGCCAUAAACUAAAGACGACCAGCACAACGACAACGAUUUCGCCAGCCCGCAAAUGCAAGUCCGAGUGCCCGAAUGAUUACAACCCGAUUUGUGGAUCUGACGGAGCCAAAGUGAACUUGAGCUUCGGCAACAAGUGCGUCAUGGAGAAAUAUAACUGCGAGCACAAUGCUAAACUCACAGUGAAAUCAGAGUCCGAAUGCCCAAACAGCAAAGGCAUCCGUCUUGCUUAAAUGAAUACACGUCCUAAUCAACAGCACUAUUAAGUAUAUAUAAAAUCAAAAUGUUUAUAUAUUUAUCGGUAAACAGCACCAGAAGACAUCGGUGAUGAUAACAUACCGAUCGAAAGAGAAUUCGUCAAUAUAAUUUUUAUCUCUUUCACAAUUUCCGCCCACACACGUACACCUCAAAUGGUAUUAGGUUUAAACCACUAUGCACGCACACAGAAACACAACAUAUGUCUACAUUAUUUUAAUAUCACAAUAUUAUUCAGCUUUUUUACAAUCACCUACCUAUUGUAUUAUUAUUAUUGUGUUUUUUUUUUUUUUUUUUGUCAGACUCGUUAUAUUUAUGUAAUAAUAUCUCGUGUACACGUAAAUCAUACGUAAAUAAUAACAUAUAAAAAUCUAUUAAUUUUAACGACGCAUUUCAUUAGAAAAUGCUAUGUAAAUGUACGAUUAUUAUAUUAAUACAUUAUGUAAUAAUUACCAUUUAAUUAAUAUAAUAGCCAUCAAAAUUGUUA